AUGUUCGAAGGAGCAACUCGAAUUGACUUGGGAACUCUUCUUUUCACAUCAAUUCUCACUAUUUUCUGGUUGAUUUACUUGUUGAAAAGUGAAUCAAGUGUCACAAAAUCAUUGAUGACAGUUACCGUAUCUCAGAUUUUUGUGAAUCUUCUUGUUAGAACAUUCAAGUCUGUCAUACUUAUUUUGGUACAGUAUCCACAGUUUUCUUGGCUUUUUGUGGCAAGUAGUGUUGAAACAACAUUUCACUACACACUGUACCUACAGUAUACUUCAUCAGUACUUUUAUAUGUCUUUUUGAGAGAAAAGGAUAUCAAAAGCUCGUGGACACUAUUUUACUACAUUCCAUCAAUUGCCGUUUCUCUUUUUGUCUCCGUUUUGAAUGUGAAUUUCAACAAACUUCUUCUCUCAAUGCCGUUCUACAUUUAUGUCAUCUUUUAUGUUGGAAUGGCUGUUUCGAACAUCAUUAUUCUAAUUGGAAUUCUUGCAUCGUGUACUAAAUACACUCAAGAGAAGCUUGCAACCCGUUGUCGUCUUUUCCUCUUCGUCCUCUCUGCGUCUCCUCCAGUUCUCUUUAAUACCGUAAUCACAAUCAUGGAUUUGUUAUUCAUGGUCGUCGGCAUCACUGAUCAAUUCCCGAUUCCCUACAUUGUGAUGACAACCUAUCGAUACAAGGCUUUUGAGAUCACUCCUCUAUUCAUUUUGAUCGCAUUCUUUGCACUUUUGCCAGAUUUAAAAAAAUGGAGUUUCUCAAAAACAACUUCAACUGCGGAAGUGACUAAAAUAGUGACUGAUCCUCCAUCCACGUCAUCCACUAAUGCUCUUAUACCAGCAAUUCACAAUGUAGUAAUGGAGCAAUCAGUUCCUAUUCCGAAUCAGAUUAAUGUUGCUUCAAGCGAACAGGAUCAAACAAGAAACGCACCAGCUCCGACUUAUGGAAACAUGAACUACGGCAUGGGAGCUCUGGUUGUUCAUAUUCAGCCAAUGAACUACACAUAA
Caenorhabditis remanei is the source of this 996-nucleotide messenger RNA. RefSeq lists its product as uncharacterized. Lineage: Eukaryota; Metazoa; Nematoda; Chromadorea; Rhabditida; Rhabditidae. The record is from RefSeq and is a predicted model, not a curated record. The coding region runs from base 1 to 996 and encodes 331 amino acids. The transcript has 7 exons.